Molecule: messenger RNA, 2585 nt
Organism: Colias croceus (clouded yellow)
Lineage: Eukaryota; Metazoa; Arthropoda; Insecta; Lepidoptera; Pieridae
Product: piggyBac transposable element-derived protein 3-like
Exons: 2
Coding region: 424-2340 (638 amino acids)
Source: RefSeq, a predicted model, not a curated record
ACAAAAUUGACAGCAAAAAACAGUUACUAUUGGUUAAGCCAAUCAGAGAACAGAUAUUUCUUCUUUCGGGCAGUGUUCAAGAUUGAAAAUGGAGCACCAACGAACAGCAGGUAAACAAAAACUUGUUUUUUCGUGUUAAAUGUUUAUAAAAUGUGUUAACUUUUUAUUUAUUAUUGAGAUAUGGUUAUGGUUUAUAGGUAAAUGUUAUAGUUUUAUCAAAACUUAAUCGUCUGGAUUGAAUAAUUAGCCAAAUAUCAGUAUGUUCGUUUUAAAGUACUUUCGGUUUUAGCUAUAUAAUUAGGCAUAUUCAAUUUGUACGGGAAAAAGGAUAUUCGGCAUUUAUUUAGAGUAAUACUAUAAAUGUAACUUUUGGAUGUUUGGAUGUUGUAACUCAAUCACAUUAUAAUUACUAAACGGAUUUUGAUGAAACUUUGUAGUAUUAUAGCUUAUGUUUCUGAAUACCACAUAGGUUACUUUUUAUCCCGGAUUUCCUAUAAAAUUUCAUUGAUUUGUUUUUUUUCCUAUUUAGAAUUGACUGAUGAACAAUUGGAAACAAUUUUAAACGAAUCUGAAUUUGAAGAUGAGGAUUCGGAUACAGCCGAACCCUUCCCAGAAGAUUUAGACCACCUUUGUAGUACAACGUCAGAAUCUGAAGCCGAACCAGAAGCCACACCGCAACCAGUACAGAUAGCAACUAGCCUGAGAAGAGUGCGUACUAGAGGUGGUUAUCGUUCUCGAGGUAGAGUACUUACUCGAGGCGGCAGGGCCCAAAGAUUUCCAGUUACUCCAGAAAAUGAAGAACUUUGGGGGAGACGGAGUUUUACUAAGUCAAUGCCACAUUUGCAAGAGCCUUCUUAUCCAUCUAAUAAUGUAAAUUCCGAAGAUUUAAUGAAAUACCUUAACGAGUAUAUUGACGACAAUUUGAUCGAUACCAUUGUUCAAAAAACUAAUCAGACUUCAAUUGAAAAAACUGGAAGAAGUAUUAAUUUAACUAGGGAAGAAUGCUAUAUUUAUUUUGGGAUAACAUUACUUAUGGCGUGCUUACCACUGUCUCAAAUCAGAAUUUACUGGAACCAAAAAUAUGCUUUACCUGUGAUUACACAAGCCAUGACGCGAGACAGAUAUUUUUUGUUGAGAAAUUCAAUGAAGGUAGUUUUUGAUAAUGACAUAACUAUGGAUAUGAGGAAACAGGACAAGCUUUGGAAAGUUCGUCCUCUAUUAGAUAGAAUUCUCCAAGGCUGCAAAGCACAAGGGAGGCAGCAGAAAAUUUCUAUAGAUGAAAUGAUCAUUCCAUUUACUGGGGCCUGUCCAAUACGACAGUAUUGCCCUGGCAAGCCCCAUCCGACUGGUAUGAAAGCUUUUGUUUUGGCCAAUCCAAAUGGUCUUGUUUGCGAUUUAACUAUUUACCAAGGAAAAGAGACUUUUGCAUAUGAUAACCAAUUUCAUUUAGGUGAAAACGUUGUACUUAAACUUACUGAAUCUUUAGUGCCUGGUCAUUUGAUUUAUUUUGAUAGAUAUUUUACUACGGUUAGAUUGGCAGACGAACUUGCUAAAAGAGGCUUAAAAUGUACUGGAACUAUAAUGAAAAAUCGCGUGCCAAAAGAAGUAAUCAAUAAAAUAGACGAUGAUAAAACUUUAAUGAGGAAAGGAAGAGGGAGUUGUGACGUACUAGUCCGAAAUGAUGGGGAGGUGGCAUUCACUAAAUGGAUGGACAAUAAAUCUGUGUUACUGCUGUCCACUAUUCAUGCUGCUGAAAAUUUUGAUGACUGUAGAAGAUACAACAGAUCAACAAGACAAUACUUAUUUGUUUCACGUCCCGAAGUUAUAAAAGAGUAUAAUAGCAAUAUGGGCGGAGUAGAUUUAACCGACAGAUUAAUAGCAGUAUGCCCAAGUAGAGCACGAACUCGUAAAUGGACCGUAAGGUUCAUAUCCCAUUGCUUGGACUUAUCUAUCACGAAUUCAUGGAUUAAAUUUAAACAAGAACAGAUAGAAAAAGGUAUCCGUAGACAUAAAAUAGUACAACUUAGAGAGUUCAAAAGACUGAUAGCAGAAAGACUAAUAGAAGAGAAUCUCUACAGAGAGGAUGAUUUGCUGGAUGAUAGUGGUGAACCGGAGGAAAGAAGAAACGUAAAAAAGAGGCGUCCGCCAAUAGUGCCUUUGCCUUCUAAAUUGAGACGAAAGCAUGGCACUGAUCAUUUACCAGAAAUGUUAACAACUCAGAGUCGUUGUAGAAAUGAAGGAUGUUCUAAAAAAACAUCAGUAAAAUGUUUAGGAUGUAAUCUGUCGCUUUGCUUAACAGCAAAACGAAAUUGCUUUAAGCUAUUUCAUAAUUCUGAUUAAAUUUUUUCUUUUUCUUUAUAAUUUUAUUUUUUAUUUUCUAUUUUUGUAUGGAGCUAUUAAUUAUAACAUUCCAUAAUUGGGUUAUUAAUAUUAGCUUGUUCUUUUGUAUGUUCCUUAUUUUACUAAGAAUUCUUAUGACAUUAACUUUGAUAAAUAAUUCAGACUGAUAGAAGUAAGACUUGAGUUUCGUGAUUUUAUAACUUGUUUUUACAUUAUAAUAAAAAAGUUUAAUAAAAGUUGAUUAU